AUGGGCCGCAAGGGCAAGAGCGGCAAGGGGUCCAACGCCCGCCCUCAGGCAGCGGCCAAGCCCCUGCCUGCCGGCCAAGCGGCGCUGGCCGAGAUCGCCCGGGCCAAGGCGACCGCCGCAAAGACGGCCCCGCCAUCGUACAACGACACCAAGGCAGCAGACGCCAAGCGGGUGGCGCGCGCGGCCGUGGCGCCGCGGGGCGGCCUGGUCAACCCCGGCAAGGCUAACCUGUGCUACGCGAAUUCGGCGUUGCAGGCCGUGCUGUCCUGCAAGCCGCUGACGGCGCUGCUGUCCGGCCCCACCAAGCCCGGCGCCCACCCGCCCCUGCUGGCGGUGCUGGACCAGCUGCGGCGGGUGCAUCAGAGGAUUCUCAUCAGCCGGGAGCAGGGCGACGCGGCGCCGCUGGUGCGCGCGAUCUACGACCUGCGUCUCACGCUCCCGAUGAACCUGGAUGAUUUUGAGCCGGGGUUUAUGGGGAGCCCGACGCGCUUCCUCUCGGCGCUCAUGUUUGUGCUGCGCGAGACCGUCGGCGAGGGCCCCGUCGCGGAGCUGCUGCGCGCCUGCGCGCGCGGCGACGCGCGCUGCGACUCCGCGGGCUGCUCCGUCCUGGCGCCCGUUCACGGCUGCGUGGGGGCGGCGUGCGAGGGCAUCGAUGUGGACAUCUCUGCGGAGCAGAGCCUGAUGGGGUCGCUGAUCGUCGGCGUCCCCGUCAGCUUCAACUGCCUACGCGAGCGCGCGGGCGGCUGCCCGUGCCCGGGCUGCAAGGGCGGUGGGAUUGGGGCGGCGGCGGCGGCGGCGAUGGCGGCAAAGGGCCUCUGCGGACACCUCUCUCGGGACCGCAUGCCCCUCACUUAUGCCGGCCCCGUCUUGGUCGUGCGCUACACCGGGCACCCCUGGGACAAUGGGGUGACGCCGGAGGAGCUUGAGCGCAUCAUGAACGAGAAGUUCAUACCCCACAGCAUCGACGUGGCCUCGGCGAUGCCCCAUGCGCCCGCCGGCCACAGCCAGCGGUACCACCUCCGCGCAGUGACGUUUGCCUGCGGGCUGCAUUUCAAGUCGCUGGUGGCGGAGGGGCGCCUGGGUGGCGGCGUGGGCGACGCGGGCGCGCAGUGGACGCUGUGCGACGACGCCCACGUGGGGGUGUGGGGAGAUGGCUCGUAUUCAGCGAUGAUGGGCAACGCGCGGGAGGCGCGGGGCGGCAGGGACGGGAAGACGCCGAUUCUGCUGGUCUUCGAGGCGGCGAGCGGGAAGGGCGGCCCCGCGCCCGCUGUCCCGCCGCCCGCCGCGGCCGUGACGCCGCUGGCGGCGCCGGCGCAGGCGCAGGCGCCCGUCGCGGCGCGGCAGGCGCGGUGUGCGCCCCCAGUUCUGGCAGCGGUGAUGGCGGCGGCGGCGAGGCCCACAGCGACUGCGGCGGUGGCGGCGGCCGAGAAGGCCGAGAUGGCGGCGGCCCUGCGGCUGACCCUUUCUGAGGCGGCGGCGGCCAAGGUGGCCGGCGACGCCCGUGAGGCAGCAGCUACCCAGGCCGCGAUCGACCUGGUGGGCAGCCUGGAGCGGGAGGCCGCGGCGGAGCAGGCCGCGCGCCGCGCCUAUGAGGCCGCGGCCGCCUCCGAGCGCCAGGCGGCGGCGCUCGCCCGCGAGCUGCAGCAGGAGCGGGAGCGGGUGGCGGCCCGCGAGGGCGCGCUGGCCGCGGAGUGCGACGCUCUGAGGGCAGAGGUGGCCGAAGAGCAGCGGCAGCGCCAGACAGUCGCCGGCAAGGCUGCCAGCGAGUCCAGGGCGCUGCAGGCGGCUCGGGCCUACCUGCAGAUCUCAGAGGCGGAGAAGCGCGCGGCGCAGCAGCAGGCGCAGGCGUCGGCCUCGGAGGCCGCCCAGCUGCGGGGCCGCGUCGCCGACGCCGAGGCGCACGCCGCGGCCCUUGCGGCCGAGGGCGAGCGCGCGGCGAAGGAGGCGGCGAAGGACGCGGCGCGGCAGCUGGCAGCCGCGCGCCGCGAGUGCCGACAGGCCGAGCGCUGCGCGGUGGCGGCGGAGGAGGGCGCCGCCGGCGUCAAGACACAGCUGGCCGAUGCGCGGCGCGAGGCCGAGGGGCAGGGCAAGGCGCUGGCCGCCGCGCAGCGCGAGGCCGAGGCGAAGAGCGCCGCGCUAGCCGAGGUGCGGCGUGAGGCAGAGGGGCAGGGCGCGGCGCUGGCAGAGGCGCAGCGCGAGGCCAAGGCGAAGAGCGCGGCGCUUGCCGAUGCGCAGCGCGACGCUCAGGCGAAGAGCGCGGCGCUCGCGGAGGCGCGGCGCGAGGCGGAGGCACAGGGCGCGGCGCUUGCGGGGGCGCAGCGCGAGGCCGAGGCUGUUCGCCAGCAGCUGGCCGCGGGCCGGCGGGAUGCCGCCGUGCGGGAGCAGCAGUUUGCCGAGGAGUCGCGGGCGCAGGGCGCAGCGAUGGCCGACGUGCGGCGCGAGCGCGACUCGCUGCGCAAGCAGCUGAAGCAAGCUGAGGCUGAGUCAUCGGCGCAGGGCGCCGCGGCUGAGCGCAGCAUUUCAGCUCUGCAGGCGAGUCUGGCCGCACUCCAGGGGCAGCUGGCCGGCCGUGAUGCCGCCCGCGAGGCGGCGGAGAGGGCGGCGGGCGCCGCGCAGGCUGAGGCGGCCGCGGCCGAGGCGCGCGCGGCCGCGGGUGAGGCUGCGGCGCGGCGCGAGCGCGAGGCGCACGAGGCCAUGCAGAGCAGGGUGGCAGGGAUCGCGGCAGCUCUCUCUGCCGCCCAUGACGCUCUCAAGGCCAAGGCCGAGGGCUUUGCCGCCGCUGUGGCGGGCGCUAAGCGGGGCCAGCGCGAGCGCAGCACCGCCCAGAAGGCGUCGCUCGGCGCGGCGCGGCUGGCGGCAGCGGCCAAGGCGGAGGCGGGGGAGUGGAAGAUGAAGACCGCGGCGCUGCAGGCAAGCCUGCAGGCGGCCGAGGCGCGCGGCGACCAGCUGCUCGGAAUCUGCGGCGCGCUCGCGGGCAAGUGCGCCGCGGCCAAGGCUGCGGCGGCGGCGGCCGAGGAGCGGGCGGCCGCCAGCGCGGCGGACGCAGAGCGCCAGCGCGCCGCGGCCGACGCGGCCGACGCUAAGGCGGCGACGGCUCAGCAGUUGGCAAUGGCGGCGCAGGUGACAAUGGCCCUGUUCGGGCGGCGCUUCCGCAGCGCCACAAAUGAGGUGGUGCGCGGCAGGCGCGCCCGCAACGCCAGCCACCGGGCGGCGCUGGCGGCGGCGCGCCAGGAGGCGGAGCAGGCCAGGGCGGAGGCUGCCGCCGCCAAGGCUGAGGCGGCCGCGGCCGCGGCCGCGCUGCCGUCCUCAUGGCUGGAGGGGCGCCGGCUGGAGCGCGCCUGCAGCUCGGGCGGCCGCCGGCUGGCCCGCAGCAGCACCAGCAGCAGCGCCGGCAGCGGCGCGGUCGGCACUCCUGGUGGCUCCGACCGCCGCCGCUCGCGCGGCCUGCUUGGCGGCGGCGGCAGCAGCGGCAGGAGCAGCGACAGUGGCCUGGGGGCCGGCCCCGUGCCGGCGUGCGGCGCCUCGGCCGGCGACCACGGCCAGCAGCCGCAAGCGCCGCAGCAGGGGCCGGCCGCGCUGCGGGGGCCGGCGCAGGCCAAGGGUGGCAGGGGCGGCGGCCUCAAGGCGAUAAUUAAGGCCACCUUCCACGGCUGCUUCGGCCGCAGGAAGGCGAAGGCAGACGCGGCCUGA
This is a messenger RNA of Monoraphidium neglectum, 3690 nucleotides long. RefSeq lists its product as hypothetical. Bases 1 to 3690 code for a protein of 1229 amino acids. Lineage: Eukaryota; Viridiplantae; Chlorophyta; Chlorophyceae; Sphaeropleales; Selenastraceae. Gene Ontology annotation, cellular component: ribonucleoprotein complex. Gene Ontology annotation, biological process: selenocysteine incorporation. The transcript is spliced from 6 exons. The record is from RefSeq and is a predicted model, not a curated record. Gene Ontology annotation, molecular function: mRNA 3'-UTR binding; selenocysteine insertion sequence binding; ribonucleoprotein complex binding.